Messenger RNA from Indicator indicator, 927 nucleotides. RefSeq names its product tRNA methyltransferase 61A (gene TRMT61A). Gene Ontology annotation, biological process: tRNA methylation. Bases 1 to 927 code for a protein of 308 amino acids. Lineage: Eukaryota; Metazoa; Chordata; Aves; Piciformes; Indicatoridae. The transcript has 3 exons. Gene Ontology annotation, cellular component: tRNA (m1A) methyltransferase complex; nucleus. The record is from RefSeq and is a predicted model, not a curated record.
AUGAGUUUUGUUGAAUAUGGAGAUACAAUAAAGGAUGGUGACACAGCUAUUGUGUUCUUGGGCCAUGAAUCCAUGUUUCCUGUGAAAGUCCAGCAUGGCACUGUAACUCAGACUAAGUAUGGGGUCAUCAGACAUUCCAUGGACCUCAUAGGCAAGAAGUAUGGCUCCAAAGUGACCUGCAGUAAAGGAGGAUGGGUGUUUAUUCUUCAUCCGACUCCAGAACUGUGGACCAUGAAUCUUCCACACAGGACACAGAUUCUGUAUUCCACUGACAUUUCUAUAAUCACCAUGAUGUUAGAACUGAAGCCAGGCUCCAUAGUAUGCGAAUCAGGUACAGGCAGUGGAUCUCUCUCCCAUGCUCUCAUCAGGACAGUGGCUCCCACAGGGCACCUGUACACCGUGGAGUUCCACCAACAGAGAGCAGAGAAGGCCAGGGAGGAGUUUCGGGAGCAUGAGGUGGAGCAUCUGGUCACUGUGACCAACCAGGAUGUCUGCAAAAAUGGGUUUGGUGUCUCAAACAUUGCAGAUGCUGUGUUCCUAGAUAUUCCAUCUCCAUGGGAAGCCAUAGGCCAUGCAAAGUCAGCGUUAAAAGCUGAAGGUGGCCGCAUCUGCUCUUUCUCCCCUUGCAUUGAGCAAGUUCAAAGAACCUGCCUAGCGAUGGAAGAAUGUGGUUUUACAGAGAUUAACACCUUGGAAAUUCUGCUCCGAUUGUACAAUGUAAGGACAAUUAGCUUGCAAAUCCCUGACCUUGGAAAAGCAACUGAGGAUAAUUCUAGCACAGGCUUUGACAGCAGCAACCCAUCAAGCCAAGGCAGCCUGUGCGCUAAUCUGCAGCAAGGAACUGCACAGUUCAAAAGCGGGGUGCCACUGAGGGAGAUGGUGGGUCACACUGGGUACCUGACCUUUGCCACCAAGAGCCUCUUUUAG